Molecule: messenger RNA, 579 nt
Organism: Triticum turgidum subsp. durum (durum wheat)
Lineage: Eukaryota; Viridiplantae; Streptophyta; Magnoliopsida; Poales; Poaceae
Source: the annotation of a GenBank genome assembly
AUGGCUUUCGCGGCUCGCCGUAGCGGUGGUGGUGCACUGUUGAUGACGCUGGUCGUGGCGGCGGUGGCCGGGCUGGCCGGCGCGGACUUCGCGGCGGACAAGGCGGAGUGCGCGGACAAGCUGAUGGGUCUGGCGACGUGCCUGACGUACGUGCAGCUGACGGCGACGGCGCGCACGCCCACGCCGGACUGCUGCUCCGGGUUCCGGCAGGUGCUGGGCACCAGCAAGCGGUGCAUGUGCAUCCUGGUCAAGGACCGCGACGAGCCGGCGCUCGGGAUCAAGGUCAACAUCACCCGCGCCAUGAACCUCCCCUCCGUCUGCAACAUCGCCGCCACCUUCUCCGACUGCCCCAAGAUCAUCAACAUGUCGCCGGACUCCAAAGAGGCGGAGAUCUUCAAGCAGUAUGCGCGUGAGCACGAGGGCAAGAACGCCGCCACCACUUCGCCCGCUGCCGCCGCCGCCGCCACCGGUACCACCAGCAGGAAGAGCGCGGACGCGACGUCCGGCGCAGGGAGGCGCACGGUGGUCUUCGCCGUCGUCUUCUCGGCUCUGCUUGCCUCCGUCCUUGUUCUCGCAUGA